Molecule: messenger RNA, 804 nt
Organism: Lodderomyces orthopsilosis Co 90-125
Lineage: Eukaryota; Fungi; Ascomycota; Pichiomycetes; Serinales; Debaryomycetaceae
Exons: 1
Coding region: 1-804 (267 amino acids)
Cellular component (GO): membrane
Source: RefSeq, a predicted model, not a curated record
AUGUCUAACAGUGAUAUCAAAAGCUCCAAAGGAGUAUCAGUGUUUUUUGGCAUAUGCUUCAUCAUUUUACUAAUAAUCCAUGUGGUACUUAUGCUCUGGAAAAAAUCCUGGCACAUGUUGUGGUUGAUAAUAGGUACAAUUUUAGAGCUAAGUGCGUUUUUCCAAAACAGUGCUGGACAUGGUGUUCAAAGUGUCCAAGUCAUCAUUGCUCCUAUAUUCAUAGCUGCCUCGGUGUAUAUUUCCUUUAGUGGAUUAUUGAAAAAGCUAGAGAUUCCCAAAGUAGGGUUCAAUCGAAGAUUUCAAUCUCUUUUAUUUAUUAUUGGGGAUAUCGUUUCCUUUGGUCUUCAAAUUGCUGGUGUUGUACUUCAAAUGAUUGAAGAUGAUAAGGCACUUGGCCAGGGGUUGAUAAUCACUGGUUUCGUUGUUCAAAUUGUGUCCUUUUGCUGUUUUGUCACAUUAGUAAUUUCAGCUCAUCGCAUAGUCAAUAGAACAAUGGUUCAAUCAACGAUGAAAGGGUAUUAUAGUUGGAGAACUUAUUUCAAGGUGCUUUAUGUUCUUGCAAUUCUAUUCUUUAUUCGAAAUAUCUUCCGAUUGGUUGAAUAUGCACAGGGAUAUGGUGGAUAUAUUUUCAACCAUGCGGUGUUUGCUUAUAUAUUUGAUGCUUCUCCUAUGUUGAUUGUUUGUAUCAUUUUGGUUAUUGUGCAUCCAGGUUUUGUUUAUGCAACGGUGCAAAAGUUCAUGAUGGGGUCAAAGGAGUUUCAGCAAGGUAGUAUGAGGGAUCAAUCAUCAAUGGAAAUGACUUGA